Messenger RNA from Trichomycterus rosablanca, 2647 nucleotides. RefSeq names its product DnaJ heat shock protein family (Hsp40) member A3a (gene dnaja3a). The coding region runs from base 153 to 1361 and encodes 402 amino acids. NCBI's taxonomy places the organism in Eukaryota, Metazoa, Chordata, Actinopteri, Siluriformes, Trichomycteridae. Gene Ontology annotation, cellular component: mitochondrion. Gene Ontology annotation, molecular function: ATP binding; heat shock protein binding; protein kinase binding. Gene Ontology annotation, biological process: negative regulation of apoptotic process; mitochondrion organization; protein folding. The transcript is spliced from 11 exons. The record is from RefSeq and is a predicted model, not a curated record.
UGGCGUCCCCCUCAGUUCGCUGUGUUCCAUGCUGGAUCAGAAUAACAGCUAAUUUGUGCAGUAAACGCGCCGCCGGCACUCUCACCUCCAGACAUGGAGCUCACGGGGCUGUGCGCACAUUCGGGACUGGUGUGUUCUGGUCUGUGGGCAGUAUGGUGAGAGAGGGACCGGCUACAGCCGUGACAUUGAGAGCACUGAUAGGUGGAACGGCUAGUAAUAUCCAGUUAAAGCAGUCUUUUCAUGUUAGCGCCGCUGCCAGUAAUAAACAGGACUUGUACCAGAUUCUUGGUGUUCCACGCACAGCAACCCAAAAAGAGAUCAAGAAAGCCUAUUAUCAGAUGGCAAAGAAGUAUCAUCCAGACACCAACAAAGAUGACCCUCAAGCUAAGGAGAAAUUUGCACAGCUGGCUGAUGCCUAUGAGACUCUUAGUGACGAGGUGAAAAGAAAACAAUACGACACAUACGGGACGGCUGGUUUCGACACGGGCAGAGCUGGAGCGGGUCAUCAGCAGUACUGGAGCGGAGGAGCCAGCGUGGAUCCUGAGGAACUCUUCCGCAAGAUCUUUGGGGAAUUUUCUGGAGCGAGAGGAUUUGGGGACUUCAAUGCCAUUUUUGAUCAGCCUCAGGAGUAUGUGAUGGAGCUGACCUUUGCGCAGGCCGCAAAGGGUGUAAAUAAGGAAAUUACAGUGAACAUCGAUGGCAUCUGUCAGCGCUGCGAUGGUAAAGGCAACGAGCCUGGCUCGAAGGUCCAGCACUGCCAUCACUGCAAUGGCACAGGAAUGGAGACGGUAAACACCGGGCCGUUUGUCAUGCGCUCUACGUGUCGGCGGUGCGGUGGCCGCGGCUCUGUCGUCACGUCACCCUGCACGGCCUGUCGUGGGACGGGCCAGACCAAGCAGAGACGCACGGUCAUGGUUCCUGUUCCGGCUGGUAUCGAGGAUGGACAGAUGGUCAGGAUGCCUGUAGGAAAUAAAGAAAUCUUUAUUAAAUUUAAGGUCCAGAAGAGUCCUGUGUUCAGACGGGAUGGGGCGGAUAUCCACUCGGACGUUCAUGUCUCGGUGGCUCAGGCCAUCCUGGGAGGAACAGUGCGAACACAAGGGCUGUAUGAGACCAUCAACCUUUCUAUCCCUGCUGGCGUCCCAACUGACCACAGGAUCCGACUUGCUGGAAAGGGAAUCUCACGGGUCAGUGGCUAUGGAUAUGGCGAUCAUUACAUCCAUGUCAAGAUUAAAGUGCCAAGGAUGCUGACAGACAGGCAACGGGCCCUUAUUAUGAGCUUUGCAGAAGAUGAGACAGAUGUUGAAGGUACCGUCAAUGGAGUCACCACAACUGCUACAGGGAAAAGAUCUACAGGGAGCUAAGAUAACAUGAGGAUGGUUAAAAAGAUCCCGGCAUCUGCAUCAGCCCUGCUAUAGAACAAAAAACUGCCUAAUGAGCUUGCAGACAAAAAAGCCAGGAUGUUUAUAAAGCUGCAUAAGCGUACGCACACUCGUACCCUGACAGAUCUGAGGUCAUCUACUCACACAGAAAGAGAAGAGAGAUUGAAUUCUGUUUACCCACAUAUGAAGAUGUUUUUUUUAGUCUGUGGUGUCAGGAUUUUUGUUCUUCUAGGAAUUCUCCAAUAAUGUUCAACAGUAAUAUAUCGUGUUUAAUAAUGUGUUUUUGGCCGUCAGUCAUGUGCACGUUCUUAAACCAUUCUUCUUACGUUUGUAAUAGGUAAAAUGUGCUUAAAGAGGCCUAGUGUGGUGUGUUGAUCUAUGCACAUGUGAUUAAGAUUUGUCUUAGGUGAUCUGAUCACAAAGUAGGGUUGCCAAGUCACUUUAACUUGAGCCUGAAACCACACAGUACUCCCAUUAAGAGUUGUCACAGUGGAUUAUUUGUCCUCAUGUUUGAUUUGGCACAGUUCUUAUGCUGGAUUCCCUUAGGACACAACCCUCCUAUUUAUCAGGGCUUGGGACUGGCACCAAGGGUGCACUAAUGUGCUGCCCCCCUUUCCCCAAUUGUUAGGUUCAUGUAAUGUCAUGCAUCUUCUCUAUUUGUGAGACUAGCCUGGGAUUCGAACCCCUGGAUCUCAAGCACUCUCCUUACCUGCAGUGUGGAUCUGUUACGCCAUUUAUAGUGGGGGGAAAAACUCAACCUAGACAGAAGUGUUUAAUUGGAUAUUUAUCAUAUCUAUUUUCCAUUUUCUAUUGAAAUCCUGCUCCACUACUGACUGGCUGAUGGGCCACAACCUAGCACUGUUUGUUUCUUCUGUUACUUACUUACAGAUAAUUUCUACACAGCCCUAAUACACAGGUAUUCCACGACCAGACAGUUGGUGUCGCUAUUGCACAGGCAAAGAGAGACUCCCAAUUUAGCCUAGUAGUAUUGCAUUAGACUGCUGCACCAACUAAAUUCAAUAUUUAGCACACAGAAGACAAGUGUUGUGUGAACGUACAACCAUUUCUAAUAUGGUUUAACUGGAUUUGCAAGAUUGUUUACACCUGUUACAGGUGCUGAGAUUGUGAUCAGAUUAUCCAAGAUGCAUUUUAAAUCCAGGUAAAUGCAGGUGUCGACCAGCCUAUGAGUGAAUGUAAAGGUCAGAAUGAGAGUGUUUACUUUGAUUUCUUACAGCAAAGUGGAAUAAUAAAUGUUAGAGUAAUCUUUA